Molecule: messenger RNA, 2928 nt
Organism: Dinoponera quadriceps
Lineage: Eukaryota; Metazoa; Arthropoda; Insecta; Hymenoptera; Formicidae
Exons: 4
Coding region: 564-1316 (250 amino acids)
Source: RefSeq, a predicted model, not a curated record
AAGUGGGUGACGUUGAAAUGGACAUCUCGAGUGAAAAGAUGAUGACGAGAAUAUCGGGGAAAACAUAAGAGAAAAUGCGAAACUGAAGCGAACUCCAAUCGGAUGAUGUUUUAAUACAUUGAAUUACAAAUGUUACGAGCAUUCUGUUCACGUUUUCAUGUUUCAUGUUACCACUGUGUAUGAUCGACAGCGUACCGCAGUGCCAUACACAAGAUUGUCAAAGUGUUAUUUUAUUACGUUAAAUAAUUUCCGUUCAAAUGUAGCGGGAAGUUUUUCAUUUUUCUUGUUUGGUAGAGAAGAUCGAUAGUAUAAAUGUCGAUAACUCGCCCGUCGAUAUGCAUUCAUUCGAGAAUGCUUAUCUACGGAAGAUGGCGGCAGCAUUCUCGCGCAUUUCCCUUCGGCGAACGAGCGUGAAUAUGAAUCUAGUGACAUUCGCUGCGUGAUAUUGCCGUUAUUGCUCGUUUGAAAUAUUCGAAACGGAUUUUGGAGGCAGCUGUGACGGGUUGAGCUGCUCGCAAGCGUCGUCGGAGUGUUUCACGUGAAUUUCUUUGCUCGAGAGUGCGAUGGAUGUCGAGAUACUCAAAUGUGACAUACUGCAAGUGCUACAGAAUGACGACCACACAAUUCUGCAGAAAUGGAUAUCCUCGUGUCGGGACUUUCGAUCGCGGGUUGCCGCCGAGAUCGAAGAGAGGCUUCUGCUUGAAGCAGAUGACACCAAGAAGAGAUCUGUCAACGCGGAAAAAAUUUCGGAGCUGCAGCAGGAAAUCAACACGGUUAAAUCCGCUGUAGACAGCGUUGUGUUGGAAGAAAAAAAAGUAGAUAAACAAAUAUCCAAUGCCAUAAAGUCACAAGAGAACUUAAAGACAGAGUCAGGCGAGAUGAUGGCUCAAUACAGUGCUUUAGAGAUAGAGAUAAUGGACUUGCAGAUUGAAAUAGAUCAGAGGAAGAAGAAAAAGGUCUUACAAUGGGAUGCUGUUAAGCGUGCGUGUAAAAUCUACAAAAUGAACUUGGAUAUACAUAUAAACCUCCAAGAGGAAGAGGACCGGCAAUACAUAAAAUUCUCCUUUUUCACAUAUCUCAACAAAGACAAAGAGGACAUAUACUUUGUGAAAUUAUCGUGCAAACAAGACGAUGAUUGGAGAAUUGAAGAAAUUGAACCGAAGAUAAAAAAGGUAUACCAAAGUCAGCUGAGCUCCAUUAUCGACUUUCCUGAAUACUCCAAAGUGUCAGACAUCACCCUAUUUUUGUGUCAGGUACGAAAUAUAUAUCUGAAGUAUUUUAUAAAGAAACGAGAAAAAAAUCUUAAAACGAUUUGAUACCAGUGUUAUGUAAUUACGAUGGUUCUUGAGGUAACAUAUUUUGUAAGAAGUAACGUAUUCUAUAUCCCUAUAAGUAUUCUAUAUCCCUCCUUGCGAGAGUAGUCUUUAUUAAUAAAAGUUAAGACGUCUAUGCUACAGUAAAAGUUAUACAUAUAAGAUAUGUAACAUACCACACACACGUCGUUGUCUAAAUAUCGGCAACGGUUUCACUCGAUCGUGCUGUUCGUUGUUCCGUUGAUACAACGAUAUAUAUAUAUAUUUUUUUUUCUUCCUUUUCACUUUUUUUUCCUCUAAUCUGUGUCGUUUCCGUUACAAGAGUCGUUUGCGAUUGUCCGACGUAAAGAUAACCGGAGAAGAGGGGACCAAUUUGCGAAUCACAGUGCGGAUAAAUAACUUAGAUGCUAAAAUUAUAAACAGGUCUCUGCUUUGUCUUUUUAUAAGUAUAUAUAUAUAUAUAUAUAUAUAUAUAUAUAUAUAUACAUAUACAUAUGUAUAAAUGGUACCUAUCAUACGUAAUAGCGCUAGCAGACAUCGCGAGAGAUUCACUUACAAGUAAGACCAACACGACGUGUGAAAUUUUCUAACUGACGUUUUCGAUCGUCUUCGGCGAUGUGUAUGUGUUCCGUAAUGCGAGCGGAUACUCGCGCCGUUCGCCAGUAUCAUCGUAAUACUUCCUCCGCGGCUUUCGCGAUGUCCACGACGCAGGGCUUUCCCCUCCAUUGUUAAAAUACUUAACAGAUAAAUUAUUUUGAUUCUGAGUUCUAGCUAAUUAAGCUAGCAGUCGUACUAUUGGCUGCCUUUCUGCAAUAUGUGUACGUUUAACACCAGAACCGCGGCAAUUCCUUCCCUCCUGGAACCACGGAUAGGUCACUCUUUUGACCCAUCUCUCUUUUUUUUUUUCAUAAUUAUUCGUGGACUUUCUCCAACUUCGUUUAAUCGUCUUACGAUGAAGAAAGCUUCCCAAUGGUGGAAAUUCAAAGAAAUUGGGAGAAAGGAAUGUACAAAUAGGUCGGAAAUGACCCAGCCGCGGUUCUAGCGUUAACGAGAACCGGGCGGAAGAAGUUACUUCGCGACCCCGUGGAUUUUAUAGAUCGACGAUCAGCGGUUAGUGCGGAUUAAUAACGUUACGGGAUCCUCAAUUCGUGGAGAGCGACGUCUCUUUCUCGCGCGCGCACGCCGCCUCUUCCCGCGAAUAUAAUCAUCGCGCGUUCACACCUGCACGGGUCUUCUCGCUCGCGCACAGAAACGGGCCGAUCUAUUAUGUAUGCGCGGAGGCACGCUGAUAACAAUUCGUCCCUAUUGGCACGAGUUAACGGAGGAGUCAAUUGAUCGCCCACUGCCAAUCUGCCCGUGCCACAUGGCAUAAGUUAACAGAUUUCAUUUGCUCCAUUGACCCGCCGGGGAAUCAAUUUACAUAUACACACGGACCGCACGGAGGAAUUCGAUCGAAAUCCCCGCUCGGCGAAUUAUUCGCACACGAUGAAACAUCUCUCUCCUCCGCACGCGACCGCCGGGAAAUCCGAGGAAUUCGUCGACACGCUCGUGAAUUCAAGCGACGUUUCGCGCGAUCCACUGUUUAUACGCGCGUGUGACGAGAAAGAACGCUAAA